ACAAAAAAGACGACCAAGCCAGCCAUGUUAAAAUCAUUUUUCAAGCAUUUGCGUCGACCGACAUCUACUCGACCACCCACCUCGACAAAGGUAGCCACAGGUUGGGCAACUUCUUUAGCGGCCGAUAUGGUCAGCCAUCUGCCGCUAGAGCUGCACAUGAUGCUCCUAGAGUAUCUUGAGCCUGAUGAUGUGACAGCUGGCCUCAACGUCUGUCAUAGCUGGCGCCAUAUCUGGCUCAGCGAUCAGAUAUGGCCCGGACUUGCCAGUCGCUGGUUUCCUGGUCUGUCAGAUCAUAUUCGAACGACAAGCGGUGGGAAAGGCAUGGGUGAACAUUUUCGGCGUCAUCUGCACAAUUAUUGCUGGAGAGUGGCCGGCAGGUUCGCCUCGGCGCUUCAUCACGGCAUGUUGCUUCAAGAUGACCGAUUCUUCGAACUGAGCAAAGGCGUCCCCGCUGUCCAGGGCGGCAUUCAUUCGUACCAGGGCCCGUUGGAUCUGGGACCAGACGAGGGCUUUCCCCGUUUCAUGAUGUACAACCAUGAGCGAAUUGCAUGGUGGCCUGAAGCCUAUGGUCUGCCAUAUUUUGCUGUUGUGGACAAUCUGCGCACCAGAGAACGACGGGCCUAUGUGUUUCCUGACAACCAGGGCGAGAAGCUGGGAUACAAGACGGCCAUGAGCGACAAGCUGCUGCUCAUGGGUCGAGACAGACUUUUGCAUGCAUGGCACUUUGAACAGGACAGGUUGCAGUCUGUCGAGAUACCAGAGACGUUUAAGCGAUGUGUCGUCGAAGGGGACAACGUCUUGCUCGUUUCCAUCUAUGCGAAUAUAUACCUCUGGAGAUUCGGUCAUCCAUUGCGCCACGUCGACAUGCACGACUUCCCGUGUUACAUCCCGGGGCCAGUCAUCAUUGCUGACGUGCCACAAUUCCCGCCCAGCACCAAUCACGUCGGCGCGCACCGCGUUGCUUUACGUCUGGAAGAGAGCGGGUUGCUCCUCGACUUCUUCAUCCACCCGACUGCCCCCGACGUCUUCUUCGUUGUCACCUAUCGCAAGCAACAAAUCAUCUACCACAGUGACGGACAUUUCACGGUACGCGAAGCGCAAUUGGUUGUCCAUGAAUAUGCCCACGACCGAGUGAUAGCAUCUUACAGCCUAGGGAAAAGUGCCGAUUUAGGAAAUCAUGUGUUAUCUGGCAGAACACUCGGGAAUCGUGACCACUUGCGCUGGGAGAAGUGCGACUCCUUUGGUGGAUACUCGUUGCUUGCAGCCUACGGGACUUGCCGAAGCUGGCCAGUUGGGGAUCCGCUCGACUCCGACGGGUCUUUGGACAGGACCGAGUUCUCCGAAACCGACACGAUGCCCCCCACGGCCCACUUGUCUGUCUGUUUCAACAUCUACACCAAGUCCUUCAACAUUCUCUGUCACCAUCGGCAGGACAAUAUCGGAGCAAUCGCAGCAUACCAUGUGUGGAACGGUCGGUUGGCCACGAGCUACGUGAACGGGGUUUCCAGGACCAUCGUUUCGGUGAACGAUUGUGUAGAUAGUCGGCAUCAUCCCACGCCUGAUCGCAUACCUCCGCGUUACACAACUACAACGAGGCAUGGUGAUCAUCAUAUCAUAACUCGACGCCAUCGGAAUAUCGACCGUGAACUCACAUCCACGACCUGUAGCCUGCAGACAAGGAAACUACUGAGCACUGUAGACUUCGAGUUGGACGCCAGCCGAAGAUACGCAAGCCAAAGGCAGAGUAUCUCACCACAGCCACAUGGAGUUCAGAGGCUGCUGGGUGAUGAUGACUUUUUGGUUUAUGUCGAUGAUCAGGCUUACACGGUUUGGAGCUUUUCCAACAAGAUGACAACGCAGUUGCGACGGCGAUAAUGCCAAACCACUGUAUCUCUUGUUUCUUGCUUUCAUCUUGGUCCUAACAUUCAACAACAUCAAUGUGGUGGCGUAUGGUAUGUCCAUGUGUUGGAACCUGUGCCUGACAGCGAGCGGACUAUACAGUUUUCUGGUUUAAUGAAACUUCGGCAUCUAAUUCCACGCAUGAUUUCGCAACGGAACCCCGUGACACAAACCCCUUAAUAUGCUCUACUUGGAUGAUAUACGCA
Molecule: messenger RNA, 2105 nt
Organism: Pseudomassariella vexata
Lineage: Eukaryota; Fungi; Ascomycota; Sordariomycetes; Amphisphaeriales; Pseudomassariaceae
Exons: 1
Coding region: 25-1875 (616 amino acids)
Molecular function (GO): protein binding
Source: RefSeq, a predicted model, not a curated record